Molecule: messenger RNA, 8117 nt
Organism: Dermacentor andersoni
Lineage: Eukaryota; Metazoa; Arthropoda; Arachnida; Ixodida; Ixodidae
Product: probable enoyl-CoA hydratase
Molecular function (GO): catalytic activity
Source: RefSeq, a predicted model, not a curated record
CGAUCUACUGAUGAGCUAGCUGCCCUUCUCAAUACCAUCAUGAUACCAUUGUUAUGUAUGCAUUUAUGUGCGUUUGUCCCAAGCACGCAGGGGUGCAAAAGGUGAUACUGCCCAUGUUACAGGGGUUUGCGGUACUGACAAAGCGUUGCCCUGUUGUGUGUGACAAGCAAGGUCGCAUCCUUCUCGUGGGGCUGAAUCGGCCCGAGAAGCGCAACUGCAUCAAUGUGGCAGCCGCGCAGCAACUUCUGGAGGCGUUCCACGAGUUCGAUCAUGAUGACAGCGUUGAUGUGGCUGUGCUUCAUGGCAAAGGUGGCAGCUUCUGUGCCGGCUAUGAUCUGUCAGAACUUGCAGAGGACAGUCUAGACGACUGGCCUGAGUGCGUUCCGGAGACAAGGAAGCCAACGGUCGCCGCGGUGAGUGGCUAUGCAGUUGGUGCAGGCAUGGAGCUGGCCCUGUGGUGUGAUUUGCGGGUAGUUGAUGAGACAGCUGUCAUGGGCCUCUUUGGACGGCGCUUUGGAGUGCCGUUAAUGGCCGGAGGUUCGGCGCGCCUGCCUGCCCUGAUUGGCCUGUCACGGGCUCUGGACCUCGUCCUGACUGGGCGGCCAAUCUCGGCAAAGGAAGCCCACGAGAUCGGCCUUGCGAAUCGCGUGGUCUCCUGCGGAACUGCCCUGGGCCAAGCCAUCAGCCUGGCAGGCAGCAUCGUCAAGUUCCCACAGGGCUGUGUGCAGGCGGACAGGGCGGCCGUCUACAAUGCCAGCUUCCACAGUCGAGACCUGUCCGAGGCCCUGGCCUUUGAGCGGAAGACGGCACGAGGGGUGCUUCACUCCGAGGCAGUUCAUGGGGCAAGGCGGUUCCUCUCUGGUGUUGGCCGGCACGGCAGCUUCAACCUUCUGCGUUCUUCCAGUGACCCAGCAUCCAAGUCAUGACAGCUGUUCAUUCACCUCAUAGGAGAUGACGUCGAAGUAUGUCACGCUUGCAGGAAUGUGAAAGCUUGCUGCAGGCAGGGAGGAGUUCUAAAAAAUGAGUUCCCCAUGUUAUACUGCACUUCCUACUUAGUGUGUAACAUAGUUAAACCUAUGCAAGUAGUGCAGUCACACAAGUCUCCCUCCACACGUUUCAUGGUGAAGUUGGUUUAAAUCUGGGACAUCUUCUGUAAAAUCACUAUAUUAACUACAACUCGAAGAGAUAAGUUUACGUGACAUAAGUUUAUGUGCUUCGUGCGUGUUUGUCUGCUCCCAGUAUGUGGCAUACAUAGAGUCUCUUACAGUAUUAGAGGGACACCUGGCACCACCAUCUAUGCGAGUUUCCUAGCGGGCACUGGGCCGCCUUGGGAAUGUUGGGUUGUGGGUGUGCUAGGCUUUGUCUCGAAUGUGGCUUAGCCUAAAACAUGGUCGUGACUGUACAGUCGCGACCAUGUAGUUGGAUAGACAGGCAUACCCAAAAUAAAAAAAAUUGUACUGCACGAUUCUGCACUCUUAGAAGUUUUUUGGCUCCUAAUCUUGUGUUGAGGGUCUCUGGUAUACGCAGCAUGUUCUAUUUUCGAGCAGACUAGCGGCUUGUAUAACUCAAGUGUAUGGAGUAAUUGAAGUUAAUGUUUUAAAAAAAUUUAUGCAGCAUGCUGCUAGUGUCAGCAUUGGCGGGAGUUAAAUGCAGUGUUAAAAGUGAUAGUGGAAACUGCACUCCUAAACCUGGUAGCCAAUGCAUUAGCAUGCAUUAUUUGUUACUGAGCAGUAAAAGCCAAGUUUAUCGCUUCAGUUUAUUUUGUCUUUGGUUCUUUUACUGCACAAAAAUGCUGUGUCACAUGGAACCAAACUUGAGUUUCCAUGAAUUUACACUUUGUGCCAAUUGUAAAUCAUUCUUAUUAAAGAUUUGGCAUACAGUCAGAGAACUGAGAGAUAUGCAACAUUUCAAGAUUGGAAUGAGACUUUCAGUACAGCAUUCUCAGCAUUUCUCUUAGAUUUCAGUCAACGGAGUGUUCAGUCAUCAUGUUGUGCCAUCGUCAUCACCUCACAAUUGUUACCCUUUUGCCAUGUGAUUUGAGAGUUUUAGUGUCACUGCAAAAAUUUUGCUUUUUCUGGAUUACUGGAUCGCCAGAGGUAUAACUGCCCAGAUUGGUGGCGCAGAGUUCAAUCUGACAAACAGGGUUAGUAUUGCAGUAACCAAACAUGUUCUGCUUCACUGCUGAUGUAAAUUUUCCACAGCAGCGUACUCUUGAAUACGAUGCUUUUUUAAUCGAAUGCUUUUCCAGAAGGAUAUAUCUAUAAGGCAUUGUGGUUAAACGAAGCAUUGCAAGAUGCCACUAUCAGCGUCCUGUAACCCGAUAUUGCACAAAUGCCCUUGUGUAUACCGAUAAGACUUUCUAUUAACUGCUUUGCAAACAGUAAAUGGCUGAGCAGUACCAAAGGUGUCGAGUCUCUUUCUUGCACCACAUUAAAGUCGCUGUAUACCAACGAGCCACCAUAAUCGUUUUACUAAGCCCUGAUUUGACUGGUAUAAUCACUCCUUUGUCGGUUGCUACAACAUGUGACAGUGCUUGAGACACUCUGGUGCCUUGGAGUGCAUGUUGAAAAUAUGAAAGGACAUCGGUGAAAUGUAGUGCGACUACUUCAGUUGGUAGACAGCACUUUCUGAGAAAAUGAGGUGGCGCAUUGAAUAGAAUAACUUGCAAUGGUUAACUAACUCACUAUUUAUCCACUCACUUUUCCCCGCCUAUUGGUGGGGAAAAGUGAGUGGACACACACAAGCGCUAACUUCAUUUAUAAGAAAAAUUGGGUGUCUUUAAGACAAUAAACGGUGAUCAUGAAAAAAAGGGUGGACAUAUUUAUGCACAUGCAAUAUCACUCAUGCAGAAGUAAAGAUGACAUGUGCACACCAUAUCAUACACGCACACGCGCACACACACACACACACACACACACACACACACACACACACACACAAAAAGAAGGGGUAUUUUGAAUAUUUUCUUUACAAAGCAAACAGAAAGCAUGCUUACACACUUGCAGUUUAAAAGCUUUUUCUGCUGGUUCAAGAAUCAGCCUAUAAUGAGUUAGCCCCAUGUGUCGACUCAACUAAUCAUUUCUGAAAUUGACACUGAUCAAGAAGAACCUCGUCAAUCACCUGCACAGAAGACAACGAUUUUCAAGGCUGCCGUUACUGACUACAUACUUCAGACUAGUUGAGUAACAAUAUCUCCACUAAUAUUUUGUUUGGCAUUUGUUGUUUUUCAUUUGCUUUAUUUGAGUGUACUUGUCACGUGCUAAGUCCAACAUAUUUUAGGAAUUUUUUGUUUUUGUGCUAAUGCUUUGUUGUUGCAGAUGUUUUUCUUUAUGUACAUUCUAACGAUCCCCUCUAUGACGCCCAAUGGGCCUUGAGGGUACUGUAAAUGAAUGAAUGAAUGAAUGAAUGAAUAAAUAAAUAAAUAAACUUUUGCUAAUACAGUAAUAGGUCAGGAGAAUUGAAGGUUUGUCUAAUAUCUCAUUUAAGGCUUGAAAACGACAGUGCAAAGUUAUAAAGCCAAUGAGUUAUGAGGGGCAUGAGAUAACUGCUGCCUCACAGCUGUUGACUCUUUCAAUAAUAGUAAGAACGGCAAAAACAUACAGCACCCGCAUGUGCAUAUGUAGGACUAUACAAUGAAAAAAAGAAUUGCCGAUGAUUACGUUGCUUCCUAAUGCGAAAUUUGAGCGCAGCUCUUCAGCUGUUUCGGCUUUAUGAUGUAUUGAGGCAAUUCGAGCAACAUGCAUAUGUGCAGUUACAGACUUCUUAUUCUUCAUACAUAUUCCUUCAAGAAGCACUCUACUCCCAGUUCUUGAUUGUCACGAAGGAAGCUUUAUGGUCGGAGAAAUAGAUGGACAUAUGCUUGACUUUGUGCACCAAUGCCUGGUUUGGCAUAGCGCACCUCUGGAUUCUGGCGGUGACAAUGCUGGGCCUCGGCUCGGGGCAGCUCAUUUAGCAGCAGCGGCAGACGAAGGACUUCUACGAGCUGCCUUGCUCAUGGCUCAGAAAGAACUAGCUGAGGAUAAACAAUUUAUAUAGGCACACAGAUUAUAUCAUUAUAUAAACAGUCUGUGAGCCUGAGACAAUCCAUCUCAUGCGGAACGUUUUGCACCGCUAACGGACCAUAGCUUGGUUCAAAUGCCUCGCUUAUCGAGAGGUUGCCAGAGGCAGCGCAUAGGCGCGUAGGAACAUUGCGCGUAUGAAGAGAUGGCAGCGACUGACUGACGCCACUGACGCUACUAGCGAGUGAACUGAAGGUGGCUCUGUGUUUCGGCUUGGGAAGCGCGCAUCUUGAAACGCUGAUACAGACCCGGUGCUUUGGCAACCGAAGAACGCCGAACCGAGAGCGAACCGUGCGCUCUCGCACGGUCGCCGCCACGAAAGAGGGGGUGGGGGAAGGUACACGCAGUGGCGAACGGCGGUGGCUAUGCAUUUCGGCUUGCGCAACACCACAUCAUCGAGAUCAGCCGCCACCGAGCCGGCACUGAUUGCCGCCACACAGGGGUGGCAUUGCAGGAGGAGCGAAGAGAGCAAGGCUUGCGCCGUGCGUGAGAGAUAGCGCCAGGAACAUGCGCAGUUACCGCAGUGCGCUGGCCCCACCUACGGAGCUGGUUACGGUGAGGCACAACGGCGACAGCGACAUGAAAGGGGCGCCAAAGAGCUGCGCUCUAGAAAGAAACAACAAAGUAAUGCAUAGUGCCUGUACAGAUCAAUUUUUUUGCUUUCCCAUACUCUCUCAAAAAAGACAUAUACAAGAGCGAAUCAGAAAGCCUCUUCCCGUUUUUUAUUAGCCAAUAUAAGGUACAUACAGGUAAUUACAGACACACAUACUAUUCUACGUACCUUAGACUAUUCUUCCACAUAGUCCCCACACCUGUUCAGACAUUUGUCCCAUUGCAGUGCUAAACUUGAGAUGCCCCUGUGGUAGAAUUUGUCUGGCUGACUUCAAGUCAUUGUCAUGCAAGCCUUCAUGGCCUUUGUGGACUCGCAACACCACCACCUCACACUUCUCAAGGCAAGACACCGUUCCUCGUACGUGGGCUGCAUUUCCCUGUGGAUUUCGAUGGGUGUUCGUCUCCAUAGAAAACGAAUCACACUUUGUUCCUCAUAAGCCAUGGACGUGUGAAGUACAACCGCCAUCUUUAACAACUGACAGUAGUGCUGUGCCGUGGAGCUUCGGCAGAUAAGGCCGGGCCGCUCCAAGAAAGGUCCACCGCUGGCAAUGGAUAUGUUGACUUCGCAUUUGGCUAAAAAAAUAAAGGCAAGGACUUUCUGCUUUGCCCUCGUAUUUACAUUUCUGUAUGAAGUGAAAACGUAUCAGAAUAUGCUUUUUUUUAUUUACAUUAAUUGGUGUAUGUGACAGUGGUGUCCUUAAUUCAGAUUCCUUCUUUCAGGCCUACAGCACCUUCAAGAACUGGCCGUGCCACAAUGACAUUAGAAAUUCCAAGCAAUUACGUGUUACAGGUGCCCUGCUUUGUGUGUUACCACUCAUGCUUCUUCAUGAUUGCACUGCGCUUAGUAUUACAUUGACAGAUGACCUAAAGAAUGAACAUAAAGGAACACAAUAUGGACGUACAUGGUGUAAACUACCAGCUCGUUUAAUACUAUUAGAGAACACCCUUAUUAUAUCCAUGGUGAUGGGGAGGAGGGGGGCGAAGGGGUGAAAUAUAAUAUAUGACAAUGUGACUACGUGUGAUGAUGUGAUGAGCCGGAACAGUGGCGUUUGCUUGCACCCAUUGGUCCACUCUUAUAUUUGCACCUGCUGCCAUAGCUUAUAUAUUCAUCGUCCCCCCCUCCCCCAUCGCCAUAUAUAUAAGCACAUUCUCUAACAGUUUGGUUACACACCUUUGUGCCAAUCGGAACCACGGGCAUAACAGUUUCCCUCUUCCCAAUUGUUAUAGUAGUGUGCAGAAAUUCUGAGACACUGCACUACCCACAUGGCAUCAUGCGUCUGCAGUGACAUUGACCGUCGCUGCAUUGCCAUGUUUGGAUCGUCACCAGUUGCCGAUCUCAAUGUGCCUGAUUGAUAGUGUGAAUAUGGUCUAUUGUUGAGUAGCCUUUACGAAAUCCUGCCUGGUUCUUUGGUUGACAGAAGUCUAAGGAGUCCCUGAUUCAAUUUGCGAUUGCCUUAGUAUAUACUUUGUAGGCAACAGACACUAAGCGGAUCGGUCUAUAAUUUUUCAAGUCUUUGGCGUCCCUUUUCUUAUGGAUUAGGAUUAAGUUAGCAUUCUUCCAAGAUUCCGGUACACUCGAGGUCAUGAGGCAUUGCAUAUACAGGGUGGCCAGUUUUUCUAGAACAAUCUGCCCACCAUCCUUCAACAAAUCUGCUGCUACCUGACCCUCCCCAGCUGCCUUCCCUCUUUGCAUAGCUCCCAAGGCUUCCUUUACUUCUUCCGGCGUUACCUGUGGGACUUCGAACUCCUCUAGACUAUUCUCUUUCAUUAUUUUUACAUACGGCUCGUCUACACCCUGAUUUCGUAAUGCCUCCAUGACUGCUGAGGUCAUCCUACCUAGCAAAAUUUUAUCUACUAUCACCUAAACAGUAUGGCUUUUGGCAGGGUUGCUCAACUGAGCUUGCGCUUCUAACCUUCACCGAUAAAGCCAAGAAGGCAAGCGACCAAGGCUUGCUGGUUCGAAGUGUAUUUAUAGAUUUAAUAAAAGCUUUUAACACCAUUAAUCACAAAAUUCUAAUACAUAAACUUGAAUCUUACGGCAUAACUGGACCACCACUUCAGUUUAUUUCUAGCUAUCUAACUAAUCGUAGCCAAGUUAUUCAGAUUGAUGGCAAACUCUCAUCUUCUAAGAACAUAUAUCAAGGCGUUCCUCAGGGCUCGAUCCUUGGCCCGCUGCUGUUUCUACUAUUUAUUAACGACCCACCUAAUGUUCUGACCACUACCAACUGUAUAUUAUAUGCAGACAACACGACUAUUUUUACUUGCGCUAAUAAUUUCGACGAGCUACAGCGAAAUGUUAACAUUGAUCCGCGUAACAUAACUUCCUGGUGUCGAAAGAACAUGUUGCACGUCAAUCCGCUAAAAACUGUUUUUAUGGGUUUUCAUUCCUUCCCGACACUAAUUUCGAAAUCUAUAUCUGUGUGUCUUGACAACAACUUAAUACCAAUAUCUGAUAGCACAAAGUUUCUUGGCGUAGUUUUAAACAAGCAUCUGAAAUUCAAUCUCCAUGCGCGGUCACUCAUCCGCAAGAUUUCUUUUGGAAUACGCGCCAUAAUCGAAACCCGCUCAUAUUUUCAGCCGCACAUUAUCCAUUCCCUUUAUCAUGCACGCAUUCACAGCCAUUUAUCUUACUGCGUAUCAGCCUGUGGCAACACAUACCUCGCUCACGUCAGCCAACUUCAACGCCUGCAGAAUCAUGCGCUUUGUUUCAUGACUUUCAUCCAUUUCCUAUCCAAUGCAACGCCACUUUAUUGCAGUUUAAACAUUCAUCCUCUUCAGCAGCUCUUUCAAUUCAAGUUAACAAUCGUGAUCUAUAAGUUAUUUCGUAAUAUUGCACAUAUGGAUGGCUUUAUUAUUGAAACGUUUGUAUAUACUAACACUACCAGGUUCUCUGAACUCGAUAAUCGUCUUUUACCUAAAGUGCGCACAAACUAUGGUAAGUUCAGUACCACAUUUGCAGGAAUAAAACUGUGGAAUUCUAUUCCACAUACCAUAAAAUCAUCACCCACGGAGCAUAUAUUCAAGAACCAAGUUAAGAAAUAUAUUAUGCAGCAACUUCUUCAUCCUAACAACUGAGUUUUGUGAUUGUAACAACAAUUCACUUAGCUAUUAUAGUACAUGUGAUAUUACUCCUAUUUUUAUUGUAUUGGAAAUUUGCAUUGCUUGUUCACUACAGAAGUUUUCUUCGCAAUUUUUCUGUUACUCAACAGCUUUAUAUUUUCUUAUUUCGCACUGUUCCUUAUUUUUAUCAAAUUGUCUGUAAAGUCACCGUAACCAAUGCUUGAUCUGUAUCUCGUUUUUUUAUUUUGUUCAUGUAUGAGAGUCCCCCUGACAGUUUCUAACUUUGGGACUCUCUGUGUAGUGCUAAUUCUGUAUACAAUUCUUUGUAAAAGUGACAUCAUUGAAUAAAACUUGAACUUGAACAUUAAAUUAUUUUCCAAAGGUUUG